CAUUGCACAUUAUAUUGUUACCCCCUCCUACCAGUGUGUUUUUACGUGUAUGUGUGGCUCUGAGUGUUUGUGCGCACCCUUCUGUGUUGAGAUAGCCUAUGUGGUAGAAAUACAUGGAAAUCCAUGGGAACACUCUCACAGCAUUCUAAUGGGUUGCGAGGAAAAUCGACUCUUGCAGACAUCAUUUCUCUUCAUCCCCUCAGCGCGUGAAAGGUUCCAGUUUCACAUAGCUUAGCGUUUAUUUUUUUUUCCUUUGCCUCUUUUUUAGAUAAAUAGAAAAGAACACCUCUAGUUUCCUUAAAAAAAAAUGACCAUGCAUUCUUUUAACGCACCAAACCCGUAGUUUAAAACUGUAUAUUUAGUCGUAAUGUGGUCGUUUCUUUCAUGUUGGUAAGUGAAUCGGACGGUGUCACCAUUUGAACACUGUCUUCUACUUUCAAGGAAGACCAAAGGAACAUGCUAGGGUAUUCAGUCGGGAGAUCACGGCUGGAAGACGGUUGGGAUUCCCGAUAUGCAUCUUGGACAUUUAUUAGGUUGUUGUGAACCAUACAUCUUGGAUUUUUGACGGUCUGACAACAUUUUUCGUUUUUGUUAAGUUUUAUUUCUGUCGUUUUCUUUUUUUUUCAUUCUCUCUCAGAAAUAAGUAAGAUUUGCUGCUCGAACGUCUGGAUGAGAUAUCGCAGCUGUAUUUUUCUCCCCGGUGUACAUGUUUCCUUUAGACAAUUCGCUUCACCAAGGGAGACUUACAAUCUACUCGAUCAGCUGGAAUAAAGGGGUUAUGAACAUUUCUGGUCAUUACAUUUUCAGUAAAUUGACUUCUCAGUGACCGAUGUCUACAGUCGACAAUAGGUUCUAGAUUGUACAGCAAUCCCCACGCAGGAGCCGCGUUGGAGUUAUGAUUCUUAUGGAGGUUUGGACUGGGAGAUUACAACAGCCAACAUAAGAGCGACACGGCUGGUUUCUUUGGUCUACUUUUCAGUUUUCGACGUGCGUUUAUCUUUCACCUUCUGAAGAUAAUUACCAGCGUCGGUUUUAAUCAAAAUGUCUCAUCUCCUGGUGUUGGUCCAUGGGAUCUGGGAUUUGCAUGGACAUCCUUAGACUGGAAGAGGAUUGCAACAUCUGGGAACAACAACGAUUUUAAACAUACCUCUUUUGUAAAUACAUCCUGCAUAUAUGUAUCUAUAGAUACUGACAGAUAGCAAAUCUAUCUAUGUAUAUAUAUAUCAGUCCCUUGCCCAGUGCCUCAUUACAAUUAUUGAUUUUUUCAUCCCUCUACCCCCUAUUUCCAUUCUUUUUUUUCUUUUUCUACGUGUACCAUACACGUUUGGAUUACAGAAACUGAAUAGAAAGAUUUGUGGAAAUGCUGGGUCUUCAAGAAGAUAAAUUAUGUGGAAUUAUUUCUGCUCUGGCAGCUUUGUCCUUUGUCUGCUUCGCACAAAGGUCUCCCCCUGCGCCUACCAGUACCUCUACUGAAAAGUCUGGAAUAUCUGUGGCAAAGAAGACAGUGGACAAAUUGCUGAAAGGAUAUGACAUCCGCCUAAGACCAGACUUUGGAGGACCUCCAGUUGUUGUUGGAAUGAGCAUCAAUAUUGCCAGUAUUGACUCAAUCUCAGAAGUCAACAUGGAUUACACCAUCACAAUGUAUUUUCAACAAAGUUGGCGAGAUAAGCGACUUGCCUAUACAGAGAUGGAACUUAACUUGACUUUGGAUAACCGUGUGGCAGACCAACUUUGGCUCCCGGACACCUAUUUCCUCAAUGACAAGAAGUCCUUUCUACAUGGGGUGACAGUAAAGAAUCGUAUGAUACGUCUCCAUCCAGAUGGUACCGUCUUGUAUGGCCUAAGAAUAACAACCACUGCUGCUUGUAUGAUGGACCUGAGGAGAUACCCUCUUGAUGAACAGAACUGUACCUUGGAGAUUGAAAGCUAUGGAUACACUACAGAUGAUAUUGUGUUCUUCUGGCAAGGGGGGGACACCGCCGUCACAGGGGUGGAUAAGUUGGAGCUCCCGCAGUUUUCCAUCAUGGAACUACGGCUGGUAUCCAGAGAGGUGAAGUUCACCACUGGUUCUUAUCCCAGGCUCUCGCUGAGUUUCAGGAUCAAGAGGAACAUUGGCUACUUCAUCCUGCAAACAUACAUGCCAUCAAUUCUGAUCACCAUCCUUUCUUGGGUCUCCUUUUGGAUCAAUUAUGAUGCGUCCGCUGCUCGUGUGGCCCUAGGUGUUACUACGGUGCUCACCAUGACAACCAUCAACACCCACCUGCGGGAGACACUUCCAAAGAUCCCAUAUGUGAAAGCCAUCGAUGUCUACCUCAUGGGCUGCUUUGUCUUUGUAUUCCUGGCACUUCUUGAGUACGCUUUCGUCAAUUACGUCUUUUUUGGCCGGGGUCCUCAGACACAGAAGAAGAUCAAUGAACGCUUCAAUAAAGCCAACAACGAGCGCCCACGCUACGAGGAGAAACGCAUGAGAGAACAGGAUUCUAUUUCAGCACCAUUUCAAACCAACACCCUCAGGUCAUACGCACAGCGGAGAAAUCUCUAUAUUGAGGAGCAAAGAAAAGUUGGGGUUGACGCAUAUGGAAAUAUUCUUCUCACCUCUCUUGAUAUGAACAACGAGGUGAUGCCAUCCGAUCUAGGGAGUAGUGUAGGCGACUCCCGCAACUCUGUCAUGUCAUUUGAGAGUACUGGUGUGCAGUUCCGCAAGCCCAUUGCAUCCAGGGAUGGAUACAGUCCCCAUUCUUUGGAUCGCUCAGCCAUGCGAAGCCGAGCUAAUUGUCGACUACGCAGGCGUUCAUCAAAGCUGAAGCUCAAAAUUCCAAACCUGGCAGAUGUCAGCACGAUCGAUAAGUGGUCCCGGGUAAUAUUCCCCGUCGUCUUUGGAUUAUUCAACCUAGUCUACUGGUUGUACUAUGUGAAUUGAUAUGCAUCCUUCAAGGAAACAUGGGUGAUAUUUUGAGAGCACAUAUAAUUGGGUUUGAUACAAUUGGAAAAAUGUGUAUACACAUAAAACAUUGAUACAUAUGUAUAUGCAUAUUUCUAUAUAUUUCUAUAUAUAUACACACAUUUGUGUGUCAGAAAGACUUGUGUAAAACUAUUAAUAUAACGACUUGAAUGUUUAAGAAUAAUUAUGAAAAAAAAAAAAUUUUGAGUGUUUUUUUUAUUUUUAUUUCUGGGAUAAAACUGAAAAAGAUACAGUCCCUUUCAGGAGCCUGGGAACUUUCGACUGCAUGGUAUUUUUGCUAAAAGAAAAGAAAGAUCUUGAGAAAAAUAUGAAACAAACAAAAAAGGACAUGUUGAAGAGUAAGGCUGGCUUUUAUUAAUAUUCGAAGUAAUCUGCAGUCCUGACUGUGGCUCAUGAAAUCAAAAGAAAAAAAAGAUUUUUUUGCAGAAUCCUUUGCCCCGUUCUUUCAAAAGUAAACUCAGACCUCAAGCCCUCAGCCAAUCCCAUUUCCUAUGGAAAAAGACAUGGAGUUCUACAUCUGUACUCCCCACUCUGUACAGCAAACGUCAUAUGGAUUACAUAUUUGUUUGCUUUGUCUUUAUUUGUUUGUUUGGUAAUUUUUUUCCAAAGAGUUAUAAUUUGGUCAACAAUGUCCUUGCAACUAUUCUAAAAAAAAGCGACAUAGACUAUUGAAUACAUCUGGUAACGCUAAGCCGGUUGAUGAAAGGUUUCCUUAAUUUUACCUUUAUUUUUUUUCUUCAUAUUUUAUUUUUGAGUUUUUAAAUUUUCAUGGACCAGUGCCUCUGGCUGUGUUUGAGUACGUUUCCAUGAACCAUUAAUUUCUGUGCUUAGAAAACAGUGUCAUGGAAACCUUCAGUAGCAUUAAUGAGACCUUAAACAUUCGAUUCAUUUAACCGAUUUGUUACAAAACCAUACAUAGCUAGGUUUUUUGUGUCAGUAUCCUUUUUGGUAUCAUGGUUGGCACACGUAUUGCCGUACACUGUACUGGAUCCUGAAACUAUCGACCCGACGCAGUAUCGCCUGUAAUAGUAUUUGUCUGUUUUUUUAUUUACCUGAUUUGAAAGUUCAGGGAAGUGUACUUGGUAUUUCGGACGACAGUGGAAGAAAGAUUUUCUUGGACCUUUGGCCAGAAAUUCCGUAAUCAACACGAAAAAGGUGUAUUAAAAAAAAAAUUGCAGUUCAAAACAGGGAAUAUAAAUGCUGUUUUUAUGUGACACUCUUAACAUACUUUCAUACCUUAAGAAUGUUAAGUGGUGUUAUAGUCCCUGUUAAAUGUGCCUGAAACUGAAAUUUAAGAGAGGUGUCCUUACUUUGUCUUUCAGUAGGUUUAGAAAGAGGUAGUGGUAGGUCACUUAACUUUGCCCGCUGACACCCUCUCACACACAAGAAUCAACAAUACACCCAUCCCCCCUGAUGUCACAACUCUGUGGAUAGUGUCCCAAAAAAGUGACAGCAGAAUAAUCAGGAAGCUAGAUUUUACCUGGCAACAGAAAGCAUACAAUAAAAGCCAUGAACUAAGUACCAAAAAGCCUACAAUACAUGUUUGAUGUGGUGCCUGUUGUGUUGUAUUUUUGUUCUCAGCCUCAACCGUACUUUGUGACUCACCAAUAAUUGGCACCUGACCACUUUUAUCUUCAUUCCAUCUGACUGCUGCUGUUUCAUGAAAGAGAUAAUCUCAGCAUCUAUGACAGCCCCCAUCUGAGCGGCUCUUCUUUUCUUCUCCUUGUAGCCUGCUUCAUAGAGCAGUGCCAUGAGAGAACUAGCUUAGAAUAUCUGGGCGGAAAACACGAGAUUGUUAGCCACUGAAAGAAAGAAAGCAGGGACUUUCAGAGGAACAAGGUAUGGAGCUCUUGAGCAAAGCUAUAUUCCCGCCAAUCCAAGUGCCAAGCUAAUCUCAGGUCUCACUCCGCUAGUCUCACGUGUUUUAAUGGCCCCUUGGGCUCAGCAUUGCUACACCCAUGUGCUAACCUAAUGCUUUUUUCGGUAUUUCAUCUGUCUUAAGUUUUAGUCUCUGUCAGCUGUGGAUUUUACACAAUCGAAAAGAGUCAAGAGAAGGAUCAGUGUAUCAGCAACUUUAGAGUGCUCAUUGUUACUAGCAUUGUAGAAAGAAAACUAACAUGAACUGAAGUUAUUACUUUUUAGUUAUUACUUUUUAGUUAUUACGUUUCACAUCCUUGACGAAAGAUAUCAAGAUGAAAAACGAGGGGCCUCAUUAGGGAAUUGGUGCAGAACCUUCAUCAAAUCGUUAUAUACAGUAUGUUUCUGAUUCUGAUUCUGAUCAAAUCAUUAUAUACAGUAUGUUUCUGCAUUUCCAUGUGUGGGAGAUUUUUAUCUGAUUUAUCAAGCAUUGUAUGCUUCUUUCUAAGCUUCUUUCUAAUGGAUAAAUCAGUAUGGAACUGUGUAAACGAGCGUGGCUGGUGUCCACUCUCUUGGUCAUAUAAAUGAAUACCCUUCAUAUAUACAUGGCCUCCUCCACCCAUGUAGCAGAAUACUGACGACUGUGGUAUUGAAAUAAUGAACAGGAGAGAUGUGCAACCUCUAGUAGAGACUGAAUGCACGUAUGACUUAGAUAGUUGUGUCCUCCAACUGACACAACGUCCUGUCGAAGAUUGAGCUGACCAAUACACUUGUAAUUAAUUACACCUGUAGGGACUUAAUAGACAUACAAGCUUUUAUUGAAAUCGGACAUACUGUGACAUUUGGAACACGUGUGUGCAGCAAAAAUUUGCCUAGCGAUCUUUCCUCACCACUCUGUGUUUCCAAAACCGCCUAACACACUGCUUUUAACAGCCGCAGAGUGUAUGUAGAGGUGGUGUGCACCUUAUUUCAAGUGAAUUACAUAAAGGAAAUCAGAGAGAUGGUUGUACUAAAAAAAGUGAAUGUUGUAGUGUUAAGGACCUUUUAUACUUGAUGAGACCCACAAAAAUUACAUUUCAGUGUUGUCAUUGGUAUUAAUGUACUUUUGUCGAGUUGAAGGUUAUUUGGUACAAAGUUUUGAAAACACCUGCAAGCAGCCUUGCUGAUAAGAUCAGGGUACCAUAACUGUGUAAACAUAACCAUGCAUAGCCUGGUCAUUUGACACAACAAAGGAAGAUAUGUAUUUACUUACAUAAAAUGUGUUUUUACAAAUUUGGCUGCUGAACCAAAUCAAAGAAACCACUGUUUUGGUGUUCACCGUACAUUCACUGUAAGGUGUUCACAAUUUGGGUGUUCACCUGGGUAAGCUGUUGCUACACAACAACCAAUUGUCUUGGUUUAUUGAUCCCAAGAGCUGCCACUGUCUCCUAGACAACUUGAAUUUGACAGGAGUUUUGUGAGGAGAAGGUAACCCCAGUGAGCCCUCUCAUUGACAAAAUAAACAGUCUUUCAGACAGUAAUAUGAAACAGCAGUGCAUGUAGAAUCAGACUGAUGCUGUAUGGGAAACGCCACACUUUCCAAUGGUUAGAACAAUGUAUUUCUAUAUGCUGUAUUGUGCUGAAUGCACAAGUUGCAUUUUCAACUUAGACUGUGAGACCUCUUUGGAGUAAGAAUGCAGGAAUGUCUUCAGGAACAUUGGAAUAGAAGGGUUCUAUUCUGUAAGUUUGGUGUAAUUUCCUACCCAAAAUAUGACGCAGGAAGCCAUGAUGAAGCGUAAUCUAGAUUCUCUUGAAGGAGACCAAAGCAACACCAGUGGACAGGCCAUUACAAAUGAUUUAAGAAUUUAAUUUAGGUGAUAUUUGUGGUAUUUUGGGUUGAAUUGUAAUGAACAAAUGUACUAUAUCUGGUCCAUUUUGUCAGUAUCAUUAAUAUUUCUAUUUAUGUAUGUGAAGAUAGGUGGGUAGAUAUGUAUUGAGUUGUUUAUUUGUUUGUUUUUGCUCUGGGAGGGGCUAAGCAGUGGUCUUCAAUGGGAAUUCAAGCUCGCAGUCAGUAGAACCAUUUCUCUUCUCUGUCCUCUCACAUUUGAAUUUACAUAACUGGGUCAUAUGUCAACACUGUGCAAAAUUAACUACCUGCAUAACUUGUUUCAUGAUGCAAGAGGCUUUGUUUACAUUUAACUGUGUCUCUCCUUGACAGCAUUCAUUUUAUGACGUGGGAGUAGGAAGUGCAAAAUGUGUUGAAUGAUUGAUUUCAAUGUGAAUUUUCUUGCCUUUUGUGUAUAUGUGUAAUUACAUGUGUAUUGUACUGUAAAUAUAUAUCUUUCACUUAUAUUUCUUACUGCAUGAACCAAACAAAACAGUUUGUAAUAGGAGCUAGAUUCACUGAUAAUGGCAUGAACAGCUUUUGCAGCACACCAGAAUCCUUCAGAAAACAAAACCUAUGAAAAAAGGGCGAGUGGCUAAAGUUAAGAUAUCGGUUUUGUUUUGCAUGCCUUCAUGGACAGGUUUCUUUUGAUAUUUUUCUAUCUUGAACUUCUGUAUCACCUGACAUCAGUAUGAAGACAAAAGGAGAAGUUUCCUCUCAAUGUAGGCUACUUUGCAUCACAGACGGACAUAAAAAAAUAAGGCAAGCACUGCAAAACUAUUACAAAAGGAGGCAAUGAAUCCCAUUUUUCAUGGAAAUGACAGACAUGUGUGUAAUUCCUCUGGUUCACCAACCCUUUCGCAAGGUGUAGCAUAGUGAUAACACCAGUUAGCAUAGUGAUAACACCAGUUUUAAUUAAGGCUAUGGGUUCAAAUGUGGGUCAUUAAUAUACUUGUCUUGCAAUGAUAUUGGUAUGUCAGGAUGUAGGUGACUUUUCAUGUGAAAGAAUACAAGUGGAAACCUAUGUCCAAGUGAAGUAGGUGAUUUAUUGUACAAGAAUACAGAAGAAAACAUGUCUCAGUGAAGUAGCUGACUUUCCUUGUAAAAGAAUAAAAAAGGAAACCUAUUUCUCAGUGAGGUUGAGAUCAGUUGCCCCUUCAAGACAGACAAGGGACCUUCACUCUCACUCAGCAAGGAGAGUCAAGCACAUGUAAGGGGAAAAAAUGAACUGAAAAUUCAAUCAUCACUGAGUAUGGUUUUAUUUCACUUCUAGUUGCCUGUAUUUCUUGUAUUAUUUUAGUAAUUGUAACUUCUGUUGUUUUCUCAUCAAAAUGACAUAUUUAUAUUUGCAGUAAAUCAUGCCCUAAAAGUACUAUUUAUCUUUUUUCUACUGUGAAAUUUGUUUUCAUUAGGUUUUUCAUUUGUGCUUGUUAUAUUAUUUUUGAUAUAAUGUGGUUCUGGUUUAAUUUGUCUUUAUGAAUUCACACAUUUGUAAAGUACAAGGUUGUAUUUUUGUCAGUGCCAAUUAAUGUAAGAGUGUCAAUGAGUUUUUCUAUGUGUUUGAGCAAAAUGUUUUUUUUUCUACCAAUACAAAGUGUUAACAUUACGUGGUACAAAAGGUUAUAAUUAAACCAACUGAUUUUUACAAAUAAAGGCUUACAGAGUAAAA
This is a messenger RNA of Clupea harengus (Atlantic herring), 8352 nucleotides long. RefSeq names its product gamma-aminobutyric acid type A receptor subunit beta4 (gene gabrb4). Gene Ontology annotation, biological process: monoatomic ion transmembrane transport. Gene Ontology annotation, cellular component: membrane. NCBI's taxonomy places the organism in Eukaryota, Metazoa, Chordata, Actinopteri, Clupeiformes, Clupeidae. The record is from RefSeq and is a predicted model, not a curated record. Gene Ontology annotation, molecular function: extracellular ligand-gated monoatomic ion channel activity; GABA-A receptor activity.